Molecule: messenger RNA, 3457 nt
Organism: Sinocyclocheilus grahami
Lineage: Eukaryota; Metazoa; Chordata; Actinopteri; Cypriniformes; Cyprinidae
Product: RNA polymerase II elongation factor ELL2
Exons: 12
Coding region: 77-2050 (657 amino acids)
Biological process (GO): positive regulation of transcription elongation by RNA polymerase II; transcription elongation by RNA polymerase II; snRNA transcription by RNA polymerase II
Cellular component (GO): transcription elongation factor complex
Molecular function (GO): cis-regulatory region sequence-specific DNA binding
Source: RefSeq, a predicted model, not a curated record
UCCCUCCCUCAGUCCGCAUUAGAGCGAGAGUUUGCUCGUAUGUCAGAGGGACUAUGGUGGAGGGCUGGUGAAGACGAUGGCAGCUCUUUGCGAAGAUGGCACAUAUGGACUCAACUGUGGCCGCAAGAGCGACAGAAUAUCAGUUUUACAUGUUAAACUGACAGAAUCCACCUUUAAAACGCUAGAAAACUACCAAAACUGUAAGAAUGCACGGUCCUCACAGGCGACGAUACGUUUUCAGGGUCUUCAAGGGCGCAUUAAAAUCCCAACAACAGACACUUCCAAUGGCUUUCAGAACUUCGACUUUUACCUGUCCAACUUUGGCAAAGACAAUCCUCAAGGAAGCUUUGAGUGUAUCCACCAGUACAUAUCUAGCUCUGGGGUCCCCCAUCUGUCCUCCCUGGGAACGAUUCAAGACAAAAUCACAGUAUGUGCCACCAAUGACUCCUACCAGGUGACCAAAGAGCGUGUGACCAAAUCAGAGGACGAUAAAAGCAAAAACAGCACCAAAUUCAUCAGACCUGGAGGACCGUUCAGAGACAAAAAAGUCCAGCACCGAAAACCGGCCCCCUCAGCCCCCGACCCAGUUCCAGAGAGGAAGCAGACCACCCCCCUCAACCCAGCCAACACCAUCCGCAAGUGCCUUACCAACAACCCCGUAUCGCAACGGCCAUACCGGGACCGCGUCAUUCACCUUUUGGCCCUGCGCUCUUACAAGAAACUAGAGCUGCUCGGCAGACUGCAAAGAGAUGGCCUCAGCCAGAAAGACCGCAACUCUUUGGGCUCUACACUACAUCAGGUGGCCAGUCUAAACCCAAAGGAUAACUCUUAUUCGUUGAAGGACUUUAUUUUCCGUGAGGUCCAGAAGGACUGGCCGGGCUACACGGAGGAUGAGCGGGUUCAGGUUGACAGGAUCCUGGCACGUAAAUUGGGUUUGAAUUCAGAGUCUGUAUCUUCCAGCAGUCCAACCAAAGAGCCAACGUCCAUACAGAAAUGCCAACCUGAGACUGACUUCAUUGACCCUCUGAUGUCAAGGAAGCCCCGAAUCUCCCAUCUCAGUAACCGAGGACCCCCCUCCUCUUCAGGUCGUCAUUCUUCAGUGACUGAAGACAAAAAACCCGCACCCACGGCCGCCUGCCCAGGACCCUCUUUUCACCCUACCCCUGUCACAGGCUCCAGUUCAAACUCCCCCAGUACACCGGAGGGUGGGGGGUCUCAGGACCUGCCCCUGGACCAGAGCUCUAUAUGCGGGAACUCCUCAGAGAGCUACGCCCCCCGCAGCCAUACACCCAGCCCACCCAGCCAGCCAAUUUCCACGACGUCCCCCUCAUCCUUCUCCACCUGUACUGUCUCUACAACCACCAUUACCUCCACCACUACCACCAGCAGCGGCCACCAUGUUUCUUCUGCCGCAUCUUCUACAGCCAGCCAUGAUGGCAAUGGCAGCAAAAAGCCCAAAAAGUCCAAGAAGCACAAAGAUAAAGAGAGGAAGCAAGAAGGAGAGCGAGAGAUGGAUAAGGACCGAAAGAGGGAUAGAGAACAUCACCGGGAGGAUCACUGUGAUAAGGAAGCACAGCCCAAGAAGAAACACCGGAAUGAGGCAGAACAAAGACACAUUCUCGCCAACAUCAGCCACGAAUCGGACAGAGAAGCUGGCAAAGACAAGCUUGUCAACAGCACUGAACUUCCAGUCCCAACAAAGCCUGAUUACAUAAUUAAGUACACAGCAGUGAUAUCUAUGGAUCAGAGGCAGCACUAUAAGGAUGACUUCAAUGCAGAAUAUGAUGAGUAUCGUAUCCUUCAUGCCCGCGUUGAGAGUGUUACUCGUCGUUUUACAAAAUUGGACACCCAGUGUAGACAACUGGCACCAGGAACUAAAGAGUACCAGGAAGUGCAUGAACAGGUGCUGCAAGAAUAUAAAAAAAUUAAACAACACAGCCCAAAAUAUUAUGAAGAAAAACUGCGCUGUGAGUACCUGCACAACAAACUGGCCCACAUCAAACGGCUCAUCGCUGACUUCGACCAGCGGAGAGCGCAGUCCUGGCUGUAGGGCACAGGACCAAGCAACCCCUUUUGGCCAAUCAGAGCGCUCCCUAACCGGAGGACCAUCUUGAGAAGAGUGUGGGGAUCAAACAGUUCCUUUAUUUAUUCUAUUUACAGAUUCCCCACUCGCCUGUUUUCCCAUAUCUGUCCUUCAUCACUCUAUCUUCUUUUCUUCCUUAGUCAUCCUUUCCCAUACCUUUUUAUUCUUUCAUUUUCUUUCUUUUUGAAGGACUUUUCAAAAGAAAAAAAAAAAGACAAAGAAAAAUUAAACAUUUUUGAAUGCAAAAAGAAAGUUUGCAAUGCAAAACCGUGGGCCUUACAGCGCAUAUUCCUUGAAGCCUUUUGCACAGUGGUGAUUGAGCCAGUACAUGUGAAAAGUGGCCAUAAAAGAGGGUUUUUCCAAGAGCCUUGAGACUUCCUUUCUCCCGAUGGCCCUGUUUUUUUUUUGUUUUUCUUUGAACAGCAUCAGUGUUCACACCCACAGUGCAAAUGAUGCCUUAAGGUAUUAAUACACACACCCAUCUAUGUGGCAUCAGUGAGAAUUACAAGCACCCAGGGCAGUGAGGAGAAAUUACUAUGACCUGAUCGCAGGUCCAGCGCACAUUCGUGGAAGGUGUGAUCGAUGUUUGUUUGUGAGAGCUAGAGAAAGUGACGCGUGAAAAUUGUCAGUGUUUUUGUUAAUUCUUGGGAAGGAUUGUGAAUCAGAAACUACAGGAAGAGAGAGGCUCUGGGAGGAGGGUUGGAUAUAAACUAUAAAAGAGGGUGGGGGACGGAAAGCAAAAAUCCCCAAAAAAAGCUGCUAUAUUUAGUUUUUUCUUUGGACAGCCAGAGCCUUUGGGAUCAGUCUGGCUCGUGUUACAUGUUCUUAAUUUGGGCCUGCUCUAAGGAAAUCAUCGAAUCAUCUUGAAAGCAAAGGUGCUACUGAUUUAUGAGGAAAUGCAUUGAGCAGAGGCAGACCUGUAUAUCCAUUUCAAAUGUAUUCAUUAAUUAUUACAAGUCUCAGAGCAGAGCUAUUUAUGAAAUAUGAAUAGAAUUAUAUAUUUUUUGUUUUUGUUUUGAAUUAAAAGGAAUUGCUGGAAUUGAGCAUUGAAAAAGAAACUGAUCAAAUAUGCAUACAAGUCUUUAUUUCACAAUAUCAUUAGUGAUAAACUUCUUAAAGAUUAAGGGAAACGUUAUGUUUACAAAACCUGUGUGGUAGAAAGUUUUGCCAAAAAAAGUUAUAAAAACGCAACAAAAAUGCUUUCAAUCCUAUGUUUAUGGUCUGGAAUAAAAUGCGUUUCUCUGAGUGACAUGACACUUUGUCAUCUAAAAGGAGAUGGUGGUCGAACACUUACAGUGUCUUGAUAUAUUUAUUUUCUUUGAUCAUUGUUUAGGGAAAAGAUCCAGAAUGCAGCUUUGUGAAUCAGCUUUGAAA